Closterium sp. Yama58-4 is the source of this 762-nucleotide messenger RNA. NCBI's taxonomy places the organism in Eukaryota, Viridiplantae, Streptophyta, Zygnematophyceae, Desmidiales, Closteriaceae. The record is from the annotation of a GenBank genome assembly.
AUGAGGGGGGGUUGGAAACCGGCCAGUGCUGAUUCAACAACACUACCUCAGGGGCAUCUUACUUCUGUCGCCCAACAACACUCCACCAGCCGUUUCCACUUGACAGCAGCAGCAGCAGCAGCAGCAGCAGCAGCAGCAGCAGCAGCAGCAGCAGCAGCAGCAGCAGCAGCAGCAGCAGCAGCAGCAGCAGCAGCAGCAGCAGCAGCAGCAGCAGCAGCAGCAGCAGCAGCAGCAGCAGCAGCAGCAGCAGCAGCAGCAGCAGCAGCAGCAGCAGCAGCAGCAGCAGCAGCAGCAGCAGCAGCAGCAGCAGCAGCAGCAGCAGCAGCAGCAGCAGCAGCAGCAGCAGCAGCAGCAGCAGCAGCAGCAGCAGCAGCAGCAGCAGCAGCAGCAGCAGCAGCAGCAGCAGCAGCAGCAGCAGCAGCAGCAGCAGCAGCAGCAGCAGCAGCAGCAGCAGCAGCAGCAGCAGCAGCAGCAGCAGCAGCAGCAGCAGCAGCAGCAGCAGCAGCAGCAGCAGCAGCAGCAGCAGCAGCAGCAGCAGCAGCAGCAGCAGCAGCAGCAGCAGCAGCAGCAGCAGCAGCAGCAGCAGCAGCAGCAGCAGCAGCAGCAGCAGCAGCAGCAGCAGCAGCAGCAGCAGCAGCAGCAGCAGCAGCAGCAGCAGCAGCAGCAGCAGCAGCAGCAGCAGCAGCAGCAGCAGCAGCAGCAGCAGCAGCAGCAGCAGCAGCAGCAGCAGCAGCAGCAGCAGCAGCAGCAGCAUAUUCGUAA